AUGGCGGACUCGAAAUAUAUUCGAUAUAUUUCGCUUUAACUUUAAUGCGUUAGGGCUUUAAUUAUAUCUUUGCCGUUAUGGCUAACAAAACAGAUAAUUUAUCAGUCACGUGUGUAUCUUAUGUACUAACCAGAUGGAAGUAGUAUAAUUGGAUUUAUUAAUAUCUUGGUAACCAAUGGAAAUUUUUGACAACUAUCCAUGAACAACAAAGAUAAAAAACACAGCAAACUGCCACUUCAAAUUAAACAAGAGCAUAGAAGAAGAUCGAUGCCAUUUGUGUACCCGUUGAUGAUGUACAGCUUAUUUUUAUUGGCAAUUAAUUGAGAAAUUCGUAUUUUACUAUUGCAUAUUCUUUUGCCAACAACUCGUAUGAAUUAUUGUUUCGAAAAAGCAAUGGACGUUCUAAGGAUUAAUAACAAACAGCUACAGACAGCGGGUUUUACUGAGCUCCAAAAAGACUGCAGCCUGCCCCAGGAAAACAGCUUCCAGGUCCAUGAUACAGCUGACCAAGAUUUUCCACCAUUGACAGACUUAACUCAACAUCUAAAUGAAGGCAUUCUUAUAUCAUCUGAAUUAACAUCAGGUGAAGAAAGCCAGUUCGAUGUUAGUGAUGAGGAUGCAGGGUUAUUGCUGGUCUGGGGUUGUGGGGAGUUUGGUCAACAUGGACAUGGACAUCAGAAUGAUGUGACAAUCACAGCUGGGUGUAUGAACCAUUUGAUAUUAGGACAAGAUGGUCUUGUAGCUCUUGUUGCUUGUGGGUCAAGUCACACUAUCGUUAUCACAGAUGACAACAGAAUCUUUAGCUGGGGCAACUGUAACAGUGGACAACUAGGAAUCGGAGAUACCAAGACCACAAUGUUACCACAUCUCGUACAGUUAGGGAUCAAACCAGGCACCAGAAUAAGAGGUGUGGCAUGCGGCACUCGGCAUACUUUUAUAUGGACAGAAGAAGGGGACUGCUUUAGUUUUGGAAACAACUUUAGUGCUCAGCUUGGAUAUGAUUUCAGGAAACCUGAUUUCAAAGAAAACCAGGUACGGCCAGUCUACCUAGAAACCCUCUUCAAUCAAAAAAUCCUUCAAGUUGCUUGUGGCUCAAGACAUUCACUCUUUCUUUUUAAUUCUGGAAGUGUUGCUUCUGUUGGAAGUAAUGAUCGAGGUCAACUGGGACAUUCUGACAAAACAGACAGUGUUUGUAUUCAGAGGGUUGCUGAUAUUUCAAAUGUUUUCAUUAUUGGCUGUGGAAACUGCCACUGUCUGGCAGCAGACGGAGAAGGGAAUGUGUAUGCUUGGGGUUAUGGCAAGGCCUUUGGAUCCAAAGAAGAUAUUUUAUCUCCUGCUAAAGUAUACAUGAGUGAUAAUUCUACAAGUGUAUCAGGUCUGGUUGGUGGAGAUUCACAUUCAUUAUUACUGCUAAACAAUGGAAAACUCUUGUCUUGGGGCAACAAUUUUGAGGGUCAGUUAGGCCUGGGAACUAAUGUUAAGUUUUCAAGCAAACCCACUGAAAUAAAGGAUGGAUUAGCUGAAGAAAACAUCAUCAAUAUUUCAAUAGGAGAAAAUACCUCAGCUGCUGUCACAGAGAGUGGAAGACUUUUUAUGUGGGGUAAAAACCAGAGCCAAGUAAUCCGUGAGGAUGAAGGACCAAGGUAUUGUCAAUAUCAGCCCCACCCUGUACCCCUUGGUAAGUGGAAAGUAACCAAGGUAGCUUGUGGUGCAUGGCAUGUUGCAUGUAUUGUAUCUCCUGAUGCAAAAACAAACACUUGGGACUGGACACCCCCUCAUGUUGACAUCCCUGUUGCUACAGCUGAUAAUCUAUUUGAGCCACAGAAGGACAGUGUGGAUGUUUCAUUUGAUGAAAGUAAUGGUAACAUUACAGAGGAAAAUUCAGAACUUAAAGAUGUUGAUGAAAAUGAUGGAAGUACGUACACAGAAAAAGACUGUACUAUGAUGGACAAUAACACAGAAUUGAUUCAGUGUGAAAUUGUCAAUGAAAAAAUAGAUCCUACUAACCUUGUUGAAAGUGAAACAGACCAUAAUGGACACACAGAAAAGGAUUGUUACCUAGUAGAAAGAAGUACUGAAAAUACUGUUCAAAAUGAAGUACCAAAAAUAUCUGCAGACAGCAACAUGAGAGUUGAAAAGGGCAGCUUAAAAGGAAAUAUUACGGUGGUAACGGGUAUGGAACAAAAACAGUCUCAGCUGAAAGACAGAUCAGCAGAAGAUGUUGUCAAGAAAAAGAGAAGCCAGUCAGCUCAUACAUAUACCAAACAUAAAACUGAUAAAACACAUGCAAAGGAAAGAAACAGUUUGAAAAAAACAUCCAGUGAAGAGUCUGUUAAGCUACCAGGAAAACCACUUCAUAUGAGCAAGUCUCUAUGUAAUAUAGUGAUAGAAAAAAGUGACAAUGAUGAAGGAUUGAAUCCAGAAAGACGAAGUAGUACAGGUACUAUGAGGAGUACUUCAAGGAUUCAUUCCAGGUCUGUGGAUAUUAGCAAAACUGAAAAGGAAUUAAAAAGUAAAGAACCUUUGUCAUCUGCAAGAAACUCUGUGCAUGGAGAUGUAGAACAAAAUAGUGUGAGUCAUUUAAAACCAAGAACAUCAACUGAUGGAACCAGCAAUACCUUGUUACCCAGCACACAUCCUAAUUUGUCUAUGGGAGGAAGGACAGCCCAGCUGAACAGAGAGAAAAAAGCCCCUAGACAUAUCAGGAGAAUCCCUUCUGUACCAAAAAUGGAACAUUAUUUACCAAAUCAACCAAUUCAGAGUUCUGGCACAAGUGAAGAUUUUUCUAAACAAGGAGACAUACAGAAAUCCACCUUAAGCAGGACUCAAUCCAGCCCAAACAUAAUCACUAGUUAUCAAUCUGAUAUUCACCCCAUUACACUUAGCAUGCAUUCUACACCACCCUUCGUCAUUCACAUGCCACACCCUCCUGGAGCAGAAGGUCUUCCUCCAAGACCUCCAAGGUGCAAGAAAAGGACAGCUGCACAGAAAAUAGUCUUUUCUUCUGGGUCUUCCUGGAGGAAGCGCAACUCAAAUAUUUGAUUAUCUAUUUUUAUAAGACUAUUGUACAAAUCCAGUCUAUGCAUUAAAAAAAUUUGCAAGAAAAACAA
Molecule: messenger RNA, 3110 nt
Organism: Actinia tenebrosa (Australian red waratah sea anemone)
Lineage: Eukaryota; Metazoa; Cnidaria; Anthozoa; Actiniaria; Actiniidae
Source: RefSeq, a predicted model, not a curated record